UAGUAACUGUGAAGGUUUGGGACGAUACGGUCGAUUCGUAUCGCAACUCAGUUAAACAUCAAUUUGAUUAGAACGAAACUUUCAUACCUUUCAUCACGCAAUUACGCAACACACAACGAUCAAAUUAUAAUCACGAUUCUAUCGAACCGACAUCGCGUUCACAAUAAAGAAAGAAAUUGCGAAGAAAACAUCAGAUUGACACUUUGUGCUUUACAUUUUCUAUAUUUCUGAGGGAAGUGCGUUGAAUGUACAGUGUUUUGCAAAUCGCAAAUAAAAACGGUGCAAUGUCUCUCAAUCGACACGUGAAACAUUGUCGCAAAUGUAUCUUAUCAACUAGAUUUUUUUUAAUGCUAUCUGGGAUGCAGAUUUAACUAAACUGUCCCGGUUUGACUCGGUAUAGAGACUUUUUUUAAUCUCGACAGAAAAGGUCUUUUUAAGAAAAUUCACAACUCUGAAAAUUUAUGGAUAGUGCAACCGGUAAAGAAGCUAGUGAGAACAUAACAUGUGUCACAGAUAAGCUUUUACGUACUAUAAACAACAUAAAGAAGGUCAAGAUGUCAAUGCAGAAUCAGUGGAAACUUUUAUCGCAAUUGAGGGAUUACCUGAACAAGGCCAAUUAUGAUAAAAACCAACAAAUCAAUUUUUCCAAGGAUUGGUUAGAUACUUUACAGAAACUAACCUAUUCGCAACUUGAUACCAUACGAAAAUUAUCAUCGUCUGAUUCGAUUAAAUCCACUGAAACAAACCAGAGCUUCUCGGAUGCAGGGCAAAAGAAUAAUAAUCCGGAGAAUACAAGAGUAACGUUUGUGUCUAACCGACCAGAAUCCUAUGUAGACAGUUCCACAGCUGUGCAACCAAAAGUUCAAGAGCAAAUUCACGAACAAGACAAAUCUAUUAAUAAGGUGGAAUUGAGAGACAGCUUUACCAUACCACAAAUUUUCUCUGCAUUGCUUCUCAAAUUAUCCACCAAAAAUAAACAAAGUGUUGUUGUGCCAAAGUGGAAGGUGAAUGUUCGCAGCAAUAUACCGAAGCACAGCAUCGCGUCUCGCACACAUCAUGUCUUAAACAGCAUCCUGUCGGCUGAGUCGAACGUGUCCAAGUUGCGACGAAUCGAUGACCUGUUAUUGCAUAUCGAUCAAUACCCAGAAACCAGACAUUAUGCGAUCAAGGAGGGUGCGAUUAAAGUUUUGCUACGGACACGUCAAAAUACAAAGGACGAGCAGAUUAAAGCAUCCAUCAGAGAAGCAUUGGCUGUGAUGGGUUACGUCGAUCCUCUGCCCAAUCGAGGUAUUAGAAUCCUAUCGAUCGAUGGCGGUGGUAUUCGUGGAGUACUAGUGAUAGAGAUGCUGAAGAAGCUGGAGGAACUCACGGGAAAGAAGACAUAUGAGAUGUUUGACUACAUAUGCGGCGUAAGCACGGGAGCUAUUCUUGCUGCUGUAUUAGUAUUACCAAAGGAUGUUGUUGAAGGAGGACACAAGAGAAAGUCAUUGGAAGAAGUUUUGGAAUUAUACAAAGAUUUAAGCACUAAGGUGUUCACGCAGAGUGCUAUAAAAGGUACGAGUAGCUUAGUCUGGAGCCAUGCGUAUUACGACACUGCGCUAUGGGAACAAUUAUUGGUGGAGCAUUUAGGUGAUAAAGUUCUUAUCAAAACCAUGCGCGAUCCGAAUGCGCCGAAGUUUUCAGCUAUAUCCGCUGUAGUAAAUCAUGAGCGUGUUAUGGCUUACGUUUUUAGAAAUUACACAUUACCCCAUAGAGUGGAAAGUCAAUAUAUGGGAUCCCAUAAACAUAAAUUAUGGGAAGCUGUAAGAGCAUCAGCUGCUGCACCGAGUUAUUUUGAAGAAUUCAAAUACGGUGAAUGUCUUCACCAAGACGGUGGAAUUCUAGUGAACAAUCCAUGCGCUGUGGCGAUUCACGAGGCCAAACAAUUGUGGCCGAAUAGUUCGAUUCAAUGUGUUGUUUCGUUUGGAACAGGUCGAAUUCCACACCGUAUUUGCGAGAACGAGUCAAUAUCCUCGCAACUGGCGAUUUCCAGCUGGAGAGAAAAAUUCUACAAAAUCUUGGAUAGCGCUACUGAUACGGAGGCCGUACAUACGAUGUUGAAUGAUCUGCUACCCGAUCACGUCUACUUCAGAUUUAACCCUUAUUUGACGGAAAUGUUAUCAAUGGUAGAAAUACGACCUGAAAAAAUCAAUCUAAUGGAACAAGAUGCGAAAAUGUACAUUCGGCGAAAUGAAGACAAAUUCCAAAAGGCUGCUACAACUUUACUCGAAAAACGGCAAAAUCGACAAAAAAUUGCCGAUUGGAUUACGUUACAAAAACAGUUAUUUGGUUUAUAAGAAGCAAUUAUUUGGUUUAUAAGAAGCAAGUCUUACGCAUUAAUUGCACAUUUCCUAACGUAAUUUAUUUGCAAAUUACAUAGAUAUCCGCAAUAUAACUUUUUCACUUUAGUGUCCUAGCCAGAAAGAUCCAAAUCUCUUUACGCUUUUAAUAAUAUUUAUGUAGAUUUGUUAUACUCUUUAAAAGUAAUUUAUGUAAUUUUCCUUUGUUGCCUCAGUAAAUAAUAUAUUUACUAAUGAGAGAAAAAUAUAGCAAGAUUUCUAUAUUUUGAUCCACACACACAAAUAGAAACAUAUAAUUGUUAGUAUAGUUAUUUAACUAUAUAUAAAUAAUAUAGUUAUUUAAUUGUGAUACAACCUUCUUGACGCAUGAGUUUAUUUAAAUUAAUUGAUAUAAUUCUGUAUU
Molecule: messenger RNA, 2742 nt
Organism: Odontomachus brunneus
Lineage: Eukaryota; Metazoa; Arthropoda; Insecta; Hymenoptera; Formicidae
Product: calcium-independent phospholipase A2-gamma-like
Exons: 10
Coding region: 462-2336 (624 amino acids)
Biological process (GO): arachidonate metabolic process
Cellular component (GO): membrane
Source: RefSeq, a predicted model, not a curated record